This is a messenger RNA of Tachyglossus aculeatus (Australian echidna), 2830 nucleotides long. Its product is annotated as transcriptional enhancer factor TEF-1. The record is from RefSeq and is a predicted model, not a curated record. NCBI's taxonomy places the organism in Eukaryota, Metazoa, Chordata, Mammalia, Monotremata, Tachyglossidae. The transcript is spliced from 14 exons. Gene Ontology annotation, molecular function: RNA polymerase II cis-regulatory region sequence-specific DNA binding; DNA-binding transcription factor activity, RNA polymerase II-specific. Gene Ontology annotation, cellular component: transcription regulator complex. Bases 238 to 1539 code for a protein of 433 amino acids. Gene Ontology annotation, biological process: regulation of transcription by RNA polymerase II; embryonic organ development; hippo signaling.
GCCGCCGCUACUGGGUUGCACAGCCAAGUGGAAAAUUUCCGGGAGUCAGCAGAAACAUUGUGUCCAAAAGAGACUAAGUCGCGGGGCCAACGAGAUUCUUCUCCCUGGAAAACCUCCCUUCGGUCCGCCACCCCGAGAAGACUCCAGGCUCCGGCUCGGAGCCGCCCCACCCCCACCGCCACCAUUGAGCCCAACAGCUGGAGCGGCAGCGAGAGUCCUGCCGAGAACCUCGAAAGGAUGAGCGACUCGGCCGACAAGCCCAUCGACAACGACGCCGAGGGCGUCUGGAGCCCUGACAUCGAGCAGAGCUUCCAGGAGGCGCUGGCCAUCUACCCGCCCUGCGGGAGGAGGAAAAUCAUCCUCUCCGACGAAGGCAAGAUGUAUGGUAGGAAUGAAUUGAUAGCCAGAUACAUCAAGCUUAGGACAGGGAAGACACGGACCCGGAAACAGGUGUCUAGUCACAUACAGGUCUUAGCCAGGAAGAAAGUUCGAGAAAUCCAAGCCGCCAUUAAGGUAUCUAGUCACAUUCAGGUUCUUGCCAGAAGGAAAUCUCGUGAUUUUCAUUCCAAGCUGAAGGUGACAAGCAUGGAUCAGACGGCGAAGGACAAAGCCCUCCAGCACAUGGCAGCCAUGUCGUCGGCUCAGAUCGUGUCGGCCACGGCGAUCCACAACAAGCUCGGCCUGCCCGGCGUCCCCCGCCCCACGUUUCCUGGAGCUCCGGGGUUCUGGCCGGGGAUGAUACAAACGGGGCAGCCUGGAUCCUCCCAAGACGUCAAACCCUUCGUACAGCAGGCCUAUCCCAUCCAGCCAACCGUCCCAGCCCCCAUCCCAGGGUUUGAGCCCGCGUCGGCCCCAGCACCCUCAGUCCCGGCGUGGCAGGGCCGCUCCAUUGGCACGACCAAACUCCGGCUGGUGGAGUUCUCCGCUUUCCUCGAACAACAGAGAGAUCCGGACUCGUACAAUAAACAUCUCUUCGUGCACAUUGGCCACGCCAACCACUCGUACAGUGACCCUUUGCUCGAGUCCGUUGACAUCCGCCAGAUUUACGACAAGUUUCCUGAAAAAAAAGGUGGCUUGAAGGAACUGUUCGGGAAGGGCCCUCAAAACGCUUUCUUCCUCGUCAAAUUCUGGGCGGACUUAAACUGCAACAUCCAAGAUGACGCAGGAGCGUUUUACGGCGUGACCAGUCAGUAUGAGAGCUCGGAAAACAUGACAAUCACCUGCUCCACCAAAGUCUGCUCGUUUGGGAAGCAAGUCGUAGAGAAAGUCGAGACGGAAUACGCGAGGUUUGAGAACGGUCGGUUCGUGUACAGAAUAAACCGCUCCCCGAUGUGCGAAUACAUGAUUAACUUCAUCCACAAGCUCAAACACUUACCAGAGAAAUACAUGAUGAACAGCGUAUUGGAAAACUUCACGAUCUUGUUGGUGGUAACAAACAGGGAUACCCAAGAAACGCUCCUGUGCAUGGCCUGUGUGUUUGAGGUGUCAAACAGCGAACACGGAGCACAGCACCACAUUUACAGGCUGGUCAAGGACUAGAGCAGCUGUUAUUUAUAGACACGCUCCGCCCUCCCGCCCCCCUCCCUUUAUUCUCCAGUACAGACUACAAACCUCAACACUCUGCGGCUGAUGGCUAAGCCUCGGCCCCACUUUCUUUCACCCACAGUUUUCUAAGCCCUGUUUGAGUGGAGUCGUUUUUCAUGUGUUCCGAUAGAAUCGUAGCUGUGACAUUCUGGUACAGUUGUGAAAACGAUAGAAUUCAUUCUAAAACGAAGGGUUCUUCAGUCGCCAGCUCGGAGCCUCUCUCCGUCUUCGCCUCCGGGGGCCUGUUCUAAUUGGGAUUUAAACACAAAAAAAAAAAAAAGGAAAGAAAGAAGAAAAGAUCGAGAGUUGGCCAUGGGAAAUUUCCAGCAUUUAUAAGAAUUGAUUUUGUUUCCCCGCCCCUCCCCAACAACUAAAAUACUCAUUUUCACGAGACAAAUGGAAUUAAAGUGAGUCGUUCGAUAUCAAUUUAAUGCGCUCACAAAGGUCAGAAUCUUUCGAGUUAUCUUUGUAACUAAUUAGGGUGAAAGUUAGGGACGAAUGUAAGUCAUCACUAAAUUAUUUUUAAAAUGCAGCAUUUUUUUUUUCCGGUGGAAACCAAAUGUUAAAAUCUAGCCUUAAGGAAUGUCUGCUAGAAAGAUCCUAACAAGGCCAAUUUGUGUUGUUCUUCAACAUUAAAACUAACCCUCUAAUCCAUUAAACUUUUGAACAGAUAUUGCCAAGAAAAAGAACUUCAUCCCUUAUACUUAACAUAUAUACUGUAUUUAAAAUAUAAAGUUGUAUUGUACUAAUAUGAAGAUUUGAUUAUUUAAUGAGAAAGAUGGCUCCUUUUGCAAUAAGUAGGUAAAUACUGAAAAUUUAAACUUUCAAUGUUUGUAGUCUUGUGUGUGCUGUUAUAUUUUAUAUGGACAGCUAAAUUUUCUAGUAAGCUGAGGGAAGAACCUGAAACACAGAACUGAUUAGUCACAAAACGAGAGGACAGACGGGCACGAAACCUGCCUUAGGAAGGUUCCGUUAACCGCCAAGCAGAGAAGGUGACGCGGUUGGGAGAUGUUUCCACUCUCAGUAAAAAGUAAAAGGCUUGUCAGCUUUCGUACCCUUGUUUUCCCAACAGCCGCGGGCUCCUCCUUCUGCCUCGGAUGCGGGGACGGGGAGAAUCCUACUGAGGCUCCCCGGUGUCCCCUAGCCCAUUCCCUCCUGCUCCUGGAGUUCCCAGAGUAGGGGGCAGCGGCUGGGGAAUAACCACAUAGGGGCUUGGUCAGUUCCCAGAAUAACAAUAAUAAUAAUA